Messenger RNA from Habropoda laboriosa, 1803 nucleotides. RefSeq names its product UPF0692 protein CG33108. The coding region runs from base 584 to 1333 and encodes 249 amino acids. Lineage: Eukaryota; Metazoa; Arthropoda; Insecta; Hymenoptera; Apidae. The record is from RefSeq and is a predicted model, not a curated record. The transcript is spliced from 5 exons.
GGUUUCAUGCGAUACGUACUGAAAUCCCCGCACCUGUUUCAGUUUGAGUUGGAGUGAAAAGAGAUAAACAAUAUAUUUCCCGAGGCUAGGGUUCUUGCAAACAAUGCACUUGCCUAAACUGGUGAAUCAUCUUCGGAGCUGCAGCACCUACGAGAAUUUCUUAUCGGGCUAUAUACCGUGAUAGGCGCCUGCAAAUAAGGCACAGUGCGUUAUGCCAACCUGAGAGCACUCUCAGAGAGGAUUGAAUUGCAGUCGUAUCGAGCGAAUAAUUGUUGUUCGUUUAAGAAUAGUAGUGCAUCCGAACGUACUUUUAAUAUCGUCACGUCAAUGCACUCGAGUGUUAAUUCUUAUUUCUACCGAAGAAUUACAUAAUGUAUGUGCAUGAGUCACAGGGUGAAUAGGGGGGACGUGCAAACGUCAAAAUCGUGCUGCAGCGAUUUUCUUGUAUUCUAGCUUGGAUCUGUACAAGAAAGUCUGGCAGGGCAUUUACGAUGAGCAAGAAAUACUAUGCACCUUUUCACGUGUGACCAGGUAUUUGUUAAUCAAACAAAGUAGCUGUUCGUAUCGCAUUUAUUACUGAAAAAUGCCAGCACCACCUCCACCUCUCUCAAGUUUGCCAGAGGCACCUAUGUGUGAAAAAACAGAAGUAAGUGACGCGGACUCCCUGCCUCCUUGGGCCAAAAUUACCCUCACAUCUGUAGAGGCAGAAAUUGAAAAGCUGAUAUCUCGAAAUGAAUUGAAGGAUGCAGAAGUUACAUAUUUUUGUCAAGUUGAACCAAUUCUGCAAGAUGGACCACAAUGUGGUCUGGUGGCACUUGCUAUGGCAUCACAAGAGUACACAAAGCCAGUUUCUGUGAGCCAACUGCUAGCUGAAGCACGUGUAAGGGGCUUCACGCAACAUGGAGAAGUGUACAGUGUUGAUUUUAUGGGCACAUUAGCAGCUGAAUAUUUACCUGACCAUAGACCGGACAUCUUAGUAGAUUUACAGCAAUGCCCAGAUACAUUAACACAUGCUUUAGCUCAUGGAGCAAUAGUACUAAUUCCAUAUGAUUCUGAUUUCAAUCAUGCUCCAUGUUUAAAAAGAGGCCAUAAAUCUCAUUGGGCAUUACUUGUGGGUCUAAUUUCAUCUAGACAAGGAUAUCAUGUAUUAGCACGUCAUGGAAAAUCACGACACUUAGCUUGUUGGCCGUUACGCGAUUUGAUCGAGAGUAAUGGUAAUUUGGAAGAAGAAGGAACAGCUAGACACGCCGGAGGGUACGUUAUACCAAAGGGAGGAGUCGGAGGCCAGAGAGGUUUACGCGGUAGGGCACUGGCAUUGCACCCAUACAUAUAAGAUCGUGUACAAGAAUUGUAGGUAAUUAAUAUCACAGUGAAAGACAGAAAUUACUACUACAAUAUGACUGUAUCCACGUUACAGUAUAUGGUAAAUAUUCAAAGGCAUAACGUUUGCACAGCUGCUACAGAAUUUAAUUAUUUAUAAAAUCGUGAUGCUUUUAAGUAACAUGUAUUUCAAUUUGCAAUGCAUUUUUCGGUUUACAUUUAAUGGGGAGUAUCAUGAUUCUCAAAUUCGAUAUUAGAUGUGACUAACGGGUGAUAUUUCAUUCGUUCAGUUCCGACACACAAUGUAAAUAAUGAUUUAUCAUGUAUGUUUGACUUACACGCACGCGAACGAUUUGAAAGAUGCUUUCUUUCAUUGUUUCGACGUAUCAAGCUCUUCCUGUGAUGCAGCACGUGUUGAGCGUAAAAAGAAAAAAAGUGGGCAUGCACACGUGUAUUAAAAAAAAAAAAAACAAAUGUAGACGA